AUGCCAACAAUGAAUGAGUUAAAUGUUUGUGUAGAUCAGCUCCAACCUAGUGAGUUUCAGUGUUGGGGAGAAAAAGUUGGUGGGUCUAUAAGAACAUGGAAAAAAAGAUAUUUUGUAUUAAAAGAUAGAAGAAUAUGGUACUUUUCAUCAUGUAAAGACAAAGCAGCAAAGGGGUAUAUUGAUGUUCCAAUAGGAACAGAAGUUAAUGACGUAUCAGGAGCUAAAAUUGCUAAACAUAAACCAUUUGCUAUGACGAUCAAUUCAAAAGGACCAAAGGGCUAUAGACUUUUCGUUAUUAUUUGUGACAAUGAAACAGAUUUUAAAAAAUUCUUUGAACAUAUAAAAGCUCAAACACAAGAACAAAAAGUUCCUGUUUCUCGUAUUAUUCCAUCAAGUAUUGUUCCAUCCUCAAUGAUUCAAACUCCUUCUCUUCAACCAGGUACUCUUUUAAAUAUUGAUGCAAGUAUUGCUAAUUAUACAACAAGUGAUGGAAGAAAAAAUUUAGAACAUGUAAAAAAUUAUUUUAAUUGGGUAGACUCUGAUGAUAAUUUAACUAAAUACUGGAAAUAUUGGACAGAUAAUCUUCCAACAAAAACUUCUAAACCACCAUUAUUGAAAGGUGAAGCAGUUCAUUAUACAAUCUCUGUUUCCUCAAAAGCUGAUCAUUUAAAAUGGAGGGCAUUUGGGAAUCAGAGACCAAUGAUUAAUCCAAUGGCAAAUUUUUUUAUUGGUGUUGGAGUACAACAAGAAGAAAUAGAACGUAUAGAUGAAUUUGGGAGCCUUGUUAGACCUCAAAUUAUUGGUUCUAUGAUUGAAAUUACUAAAAAUUUUGGAAUGAGUGAAAAUUGGUUUUUUGCAGGAAAAUUUGAUAUUUCAUUAAUUAGACAAUUAUCAGAAGAUGGGAACUUUACUGACAGAUUAUUUGAGUGGUUAGCUGAAUCUCAUAUUAAUGAAUUUUGUCAAUUUGGACGAGAAAUCAAUGAAAAUCCACCUGUUCAAUCUACUUUUCACUUUUUAAUUGAAGGAGAGAUGUCAUCCAGAGUCAAUCAAUUACUUCGUGCUACUCAAAAAUUUGGAUUUCCACCAAUUCCAAAUCCUAUACUAAAUAUCUUUAAAGGAUUGAAUCAAUAUUAUACUUAUUUUGUUUUUGGUGUGACUCUUUGUAAUCAAGGAUUCGUUAGAUUUUCCGCUAUGAUUGCUGACCCUACAGAUGAUGUUGUUUUAUCCUUAUUAGAUGCAGUUCAUGUUCCUCAAGAGAUAAGAAAAAUUCACAUGUCUUUAUUAAAAGACCAUACAAUUUCUGUUCGUUAUGUGGAGUAUUCAUAUCUUAAAAAUGGAUGUGGGCGUGGAACUUUUAAUGAAGGUUCAGAUGUCUAUGUUCAAUACUAUUUUGGUUCAGAUGCUCAAUAA
This is a messenger RNA of Entamoeba dispar SAW760, 1410 nucleotides long. RefSeq lists its product as uncharacterized. Bases 1 to 1410 code for a protein of 469 amino acids. The record is from RefSeq and is a predicted model, not a curated record. Lineage: Eukaryota; Evosea; Mastigamoebida; Endamoebidae. The transcript has 3 exons.